Molecule: messenger RNA, 969 nt
Organism: Dioszegia hungarica
Lineage: Eukaryota; Fungi; Basidiomycota; Tremellomycetes; Tremellales; Bulleribasidiaceae
Exons: 1
Coding region: 1-969 (322 amino acids)
Source: RefSeq, a predicted model, not a curated record
AUGUCUGAGCGAUCCACAUCUUCACCCGCGCCUCUUUCCCCUACGGGAUCACUGCCUUCUGCUGCCCCUAUCCGCAACGCGCUUCGGGUGCAGACGUCGUUCCCGUCCCUAGGACUCGAGGACCCCUCGUCAGGAGAGCAUUCUCCUGCACAUUCGUAUCGGGAGUCGACAAGGCAAUUCCCUGUUCCGGACUAUGCGAGCAGGGACUUUUCCUUCGUUUCACCCCCUCGCAACCCUGACGCUACCAGGUGGCGGAUGGAGCUCGUCGAGCGCGAUGACGAAGAAGGAGGGGAGAGCGGAGGCAUCCGCUGGACACUCACGGCGGAGCCGUCUGCCUUGUCAAAGACUCCCAUCCCCCGCAGCGAGCACUUCCUCGGCACAGGGUUCGAGCUCGGCAGCGAAGAGCAUCGGGCCUGCGCCGCCGCCGGGUUGGCCUGGGACUGGGCUUAUCCCCACGACACCGUCUAUUGGGAGAUCGAGCCUGGAGUACCUGCAGUACUUGACCAAGACUCUGCAAAACAGGCACUCUGGCAGUUCUUCUUGACGGUUGGAGACACAGAGAGCGCAAAGUCGAACAAGCGUGUGCUGGUGAGGCCUUUGGCAAGGGACCACCAUGAGGGGCAAUACUUCCGGCAUGGCCCGAUUGUGAUCGACUCCUUGAGGACACUCGGCUGCAUCACGCAGUCUGUCGACGAUGAGGGAGCAGCCACCGGCGAGCCGACAGAACACCGCGGGAUCGUAUUGGGUUCUUUCUAUUCCUGCGCGACCACCUACUGUCCCGUACCCAGUGGUGUAUUCAGUCAUGAAGCGCAGAUCACUGACCCGCCCACCGUUAUCACUGUCCCGGGACCCAUCAAGCCGCUCUUCGUCAUGCUACCGCCCUCAAGAUCAUCUACUGGCUCGAGCGGGACCGGACCGGUUGGAGAGACCGCCACGUUCACCGGCAAUGAUGCUGAGGCGGAGGAUUGA